This is a messenger RNA of Colius striatus (speckled mousebird), 3793 nucleotides long. RefSeq names its product MTSS I-BAR domain containing 2 (gene MTSS2). Gene Ontology annotation, molecular function: phospholipid binding; actin binding. Gene Ontology annotation, cellular component: cytoplasmic side of plasma membrane; actin cytoskeleton. The transcript has 14 exons. Lineage: Eukaryota; Metazoa; Chordata; Aves; Coliiformes; Coliidae. Bases 87 to 2309 code for a protein of 740 amino acids. Gene Ontology annotation, biological process: plasma membrane organization; cell projection assembly. The record is from RefSeq and is a predicted model, not a curated record.
CCCCCCCGCCCGCCGCCGCUGAGCCCGGCCCGCCGCCGCGGCCUCCCCCGGCGGUGCCGCCCGCCCCGGGCUGCCGCAGCGCCGCGAUGGAGACGGCGGAGAAGGAGUGCGGAGCCCUCGGCGGCCUCUUCCAAGCCAUCAUCAACGACAUGAAGAGCUCCUACCCGAUCUGGGAGGAUUUCAACUCCAAGGCCACCAAGCUGCACUCCCAGCUCAGGACCACGGUGCUGGCCGCAGUUGCCUUCCUGGACGCCUUCCAGAAAGUGGCCGACAUGGCCACCAACACCCGAGGUGCCACGAGGGACAUCGGCUCGGCGCUGACCCGCAUGUGCAUGCGGCACCGCAGCAUCGAGGCCAAGCUCCGGCAGUUCACCAAUGCCCUGAUGGAGAGCCUGAUAAACCCUUUGCAGGACAGGAUUGAGGACUGGAAGAAAACCGCCAACCAGCUGGACAAGGACCACGCGAAAGAGUACAAGCGAGCCCGGCACGAGAUCAAGAAGAAGUCCUCCGACACCCUCAAGCUCCAGAAGAAGGCUCGCAAAGGGAAGGGGGACCUGCAGCCCCAGCUGGACAACGCGCUGCAGGACGUGAAUGACAUGUACCUGCUGCUGGAGGAGACGGAGAAGCAGGCGGUGCGCAGGGCCCUCAUCGAGGAGCGGGGCCGCUUCUGCACCUUCAUCACCUUCCUGCAGCCCGUGGUGAAUGGGGAGCUGACCAUGCUGGGAGAGAUCACCCACCUGCAGGGCAUCAUCGAGGACCUGGUAGUGCUCACCGCAGAGCCUCACAAGCUGCCCCCUGCCAGCGAGCAGGUGAUCAAGGACCUGAAGGGCUCUGACUACAGCUGGUCCUACCAGACCCCUCCGUCCUCGCCCAGCAGCUCCAGCUCCCGCAAGUCCAGCAUGUGCAGCAGCGUCAGCAGUGCCAAGGGCGGCGUGGCGUGGCCCGGCGGGGCUCAGAGCUGCUCGCCCAGCUCCAGCUACCGCUACCGCAGCCUGGCGCAGCCGCCCGCCGCCGCUCGCCUCUCCAGCGUCUCCUCACACGACUCCGGGUUCAUCUCGCAGGACGCUGCCUACUCCAAACCGCCCUCCCCCAUGCCCUCCGACAUCACCAGCCAGAAAUCCUCCAGCUCGGCAUCCUCGGAGGCCUCUGAAACCUGCCAGUCGGUCAGCGAGUGCAGCUCGCCCACCUCGGACUGGUCCAAGGCCAGCCCCUACGACCAGCCGGUGGUGCCCACCCUGCAGCGGCGCAAGGACCGCGUGGAGCACCUGCGGGAGGCCGAGGCGGGCGCGCUGGCCGGCGGGUACCCGGGCACCGGCGCUGAGGAGGGGCCCAGGCCCCGCAUGUCACCCGCCACCAUCGCCGCCAAGCACGGGGAGGAGGUGUCACCCGCCGCCAGCGACCUGGCCAUGGUCUUGACCCGGGGGCUGAGCCUGGAGCACCAGAAGAGCAGCCGGGACUCGCUGCAGUACUCCAGCGGCUACAGCACGCAGACCACCACCCCCUCCUGCUCCGAGGACACCAUCCCCUCCCAAGGCUCUGACUACGACUGCUACUCGGUGAACGGCGACGUGGAGUGCGACCCGCAGAGCGACUUCGACAAGUCCUCCACCAUCCCGCGCAACAGCAACAUCGCCCAGAACUACCGGCGGAUGAUCCAGACCAAGCGGCCGGCCUCCACGGCCGGGCUGCCCACCGGCACCAACCUCCCGGCCGGCACCACGCCGGGGGUGGCCACCAUCCGCCGCACGCCCUCCACCAAGCCCUCGGUCCGCCGGACCCUCUCCAACGCCGGCCCCAUCCCCAUCCGACCCCCCAUCGUCCCCGUGAAGACCCCCACGGUGCCCGACUCCCCCGGCUACGCCGGCCCCACGCGCGUGGGCAGCGAAGAGUGCGUCUUCUACGCCGAUGCCGACGCCUCGCCCAGCCCCCUGGAUUUUGCCAAAGCUUCGCCCAAGCGGCUGAGCCUCCCCAACACGGCCUGGGCCGGCGGCGCCGCCGAGAUCUCCGUCUACCCCGGAGCCGCCCAGCACCUCUCCGCCGAGGAAGAGGAGGACCAGCAGUUGGCCGCCAACCGGCACAGCUUGGUGGAGAAGAUCGGCGAGCUGGUGGCCGGCGCCCACGCGCUGGGCGAAGGCCAGUUCCCCUUCCCCACCGCCCUGGCGGGCUCGGGCCCCGGCGAGGAGACCCCCGCGCCCCCGCCCGCGGCCUCCAUGGACCCCCCGGCCGAAGACAUGCUGGUGGCCAUCCGGCGCGGGGUGCGCCUGCGCAGGACCGUCACCAACGACAGGUCGGCCCCGCGGAUAUCGUGAUGACGCCCGGGCCGGCGGGGACGGGCCCGGCACGGCCCACGGGCCCCCACGCACCCGCCGAGACCCCCGGAGCCCCCCACCCACCGGCACCCGCUGCCCCGGCCCCCCUCGCUGCCCCCCGCUUCCCGCUCCUCUCUCCUUCCCCCCCUCCCGGCCCUUUUUUCCUCUCCCUCCGUGUGUCCUUCCUCCACUUGUUCUCUCUUGGCUCUUUGUCUCCUCUUUUACUCAUUUUCUCCUGUUAAUUUCCUUUCUCCUAUUUCUCUUUUCUUCCUUUUUCUCUGGUUUUCUCCUUUUCUUGGAUUCAUCUUUUACUCUCAAGUGUCUUUUCCUUCUCUUUUGUUUCAUCUUCUUUUCAUCUUUUUAUCUUUUUUCUUCUUUUUCCUCUUAUUCUUUCCUCUUUUUUUCUGUCUCUCUUUUACUUUUCUUUUUUCUCCCCUUCUUUUCCUCUUCCUCUAUUUUCAUCUCCUUUCAUCUCUUCUCUUUUUCUCCUCUCCUUUUCCCCCCUCUCUUCUCCUGUCUCUUUCCCUUUUGCCCCUCUCUCCCCGUGGGCAGAGGUGGGUGCCUCCCGGCCCCUGGGAGGGGGGGCAGGUGGUGCCAACGGGGGCUGCCGCAGGAGCUGCAUCAGGAGCCGCCUGCCUGGGGCCAGCACAGCUCAGCCCCAUUUCAGGGGUCAGAGGCAGCGGGGAGGGGGCUGCAGGGGUGGGGGGCAGCGUCAGAGGGGCAGCAAUGUAGCCCCCUCCAGGUUGGGAGGGCCACUGGAAGGAGGCUGAGGCUCCUGAACCUCCUCUUUGCCCCCUCAGGAAUCACUGGGGACCCCCCCCAGCUCACCCAAACCCCCUCCCUCUCCCUCAGCACCCUGUGCAGGGUCCUGCUGGGGGUGUCGGGGGGACGGGGGGGGGUUCACCCAACCCCCCCCAAAGCAAAGCAGCUGAUUUCUGCCGGCGCCUGGAGGAAAGCACAACCCCCGCCCCCCCCCCGCUGUACAUAGCCCCCCCCCGCUGUCUGUCGCAUCGCAGCCCCCCCUUAGGAAUAACCAUUUAGUUUCCCCCAACUCCUUCUCCUGCCCAGAACCGCUGAUGCCAAGUGACAAAAUGUUUGGGGGGUGGGAGGGGUGGGGGGAGUUGGUCUCUUAUUUUGUACAGAAAACAAAAAUUCCUUGGAAAAGAGAAAACAAACCGACCUGUCUUUCGACUGAAGUAACUUUUCUGGUGCUGUUGUUAACUUGGUCCUUUGGGUUUUUUCUUUCUCUUUUGUUUUGUUAAUUUAUUUCCCCGUGCCCGCCUCUGCCGCCGCUCCCCUCCCCGCCCCCUCCCGCCCCUUUUCUUGCUCUUUUCUUUCUUUCUCUCUUUUAAUUUUUAUUUUAUUAAUUUUUUGGUGGUAAUUCCCCCUUUCCCCCCCCCGCCCCCCGGUUUCCAUAGUCACUGCUACAAGUAACGAAUGCACUGUGAAGAUUCCAGUAUUAAUAAAGGUUGUACUGUAAUGAA